UAGAUGGUGCGAGCGUGCAAAGUGCCGAGGUGCCGAGUGCCGAGUACGAGGACCGCUACGCGGGCGCGAAGGCCGCGAGGGAUCUCAAUUCUCAACCAGGUGAACCCGUGAACCAGGUCUUGCUGGAAGUCGGAAAUUUCAGUACGUUACCGUUGCGUCGGGAACGUACGGCGUACGAGAGGAAAAAAGGGAGAACCGGCGUAGCGAUGCUGAAUCAGGCGGUGGUGGAGGCGCUUUAUUCGGCGACGUACAUCGAAAACUACUUGGACUGCGUGGAAAAUCUGCCCAACGACUUGCAGAGAUACGUCUCCCGCCUCCGCGAGCUGGACGCCACUUGUCAAACAUAUCUACACGAAGUGGAUCAGCAACAGGAGGUACUGCGGAACGACGCGGAUCCCGCUAUUAAAAGAAGGGCAUUGAUGAGAAUACAGCAAGCUCUGAUCGCAGCACAGGAAAUAGGAGACGAGAAAUUACAGAUCGUUCAGCAAGUGCAAGAUCUUAUAGAGAACAAGUCCAGGCAGUUGGACGUAGAUUAUCGAAACUUAGAUUUUGGAAAGGAGCAAGAAAGCUCGGAAUCGGUCCGUGAAUCAAAUAUGAACAGCAAUUCGAAUAACGUGAGCCACGCAAACAACACGGAACGUCAGCCAAAACGUGCCAGAAGAACAAGGACCGAAACUUUGAUAGAAUCAACUCAUUCCAUGGACAUGAUGGUUGGGAUGACGGAAACAAGAUCUUCGGCAUUGUCCAAUGCGAGCAAUGGAAAUCAGAAAAAGACGGCGGCGGCAGCUACUGGUAAAAAGAAGAAGCGGAAAUCUCGGCAAGGCAAUCAACAAAACCAGCAUCGUGAGGAUACUCCGCCGCCACCGGAAGACGAUCUCGCUAUAGAUCCCGACGAGCCGACUUACUGUCUGUGCGAUCAGAUAUCGUACGGCGAGAUGAUCCUUUGUGACAACGAUUUAUGUCCCAUAGAAUGGUUCCACUUCUCUUGCGUAUCUUUGACUACGAAACCGAAGGGUAAAUGGUUCUGUCCAAAGUGUCGCGGUGAUCGACCUAAUGUCAUGAAACCCAAGGCGCAAUUCCUCAAAGAACUGGAAAGAUACAAUAAAGAAAAGGAGGAAAAAUCAUAGCAACAGCACGGUGGUGAAAGACUUAAAAAUUUCGCUAAACUUAAUUGGACUUAAUCGAGAUUUUUGUAGGAUAGUUUUCAAUUUCGAGCUGUAAAUUAAAAUCGUAUUCUAUCGAAAUCUAUCAAAAUCUCGAGUUACAUUUUUCGUCUUUCUUUUUCAUUAUUAUUCUACAAUUAAAAAAAAAGAGAUAUAAUUAUAAUUAGAGAAUGAUAUAUGUUUCUUUGCGUUUAAAUUGUAAAAAUGGAUAAUGUAUAUGUGAUAUUGACGAAUGUUCGUACAUAACGUAAUACUAUUAAUAUUAAAUGAGUCAGAUUUAUGUUCAAACGCAUUUUCUUCGUUGAUAUCAAUUAUUGACGAUAUUCACUUAAUAUACUCAUUUAUUAGAUUAGAAUGCGCAAGAUACUAAGCAAAGUGUCUUCGCAAAAGCAAUAGUGCAAAAAAAUACAAUGAUAUAGGUACACUAACACAUACAACAUAUGGACAUGAUAUACACUAUAUAUGUAUAUAUAAACUAUGAACUAAUGUAAAUGUAAAUGAAAAGUAAAAAUAACA
Molecule: messenger RNA, 1679 nt
Organism: Temnothorax curvispinosus
Lineage: Eukaryota; Metazoa; Arthropoda; Insecta; Hymenoptera; Formicidae
Product: inhibitor of growth protein 1
Exons: 3
Coding region: 207-1127 (306 amino acids)
Biological process (GO): positive regulation of DNA-templated transcription
Cellular component (GO): nucleus
Source: RefSeq, a predicted model, not a curated record